AUGGAACGUAAACGGCCCUACGAAGGUGAUCAACAAGAAGGCAAGAGGGCAGCUGCAGGAGGCCAAGUUAUUAAAAUGUUAUGUCCUGAUCUUGUUACAGGCUCUGUUAUAGGGAAAGGUGGUGAGGAAAUUAAAGCAAUCAAGGCCAAAACAAAUGCAGUAAUCAACGUGGCCAAGGCCGGCCAACAGUAUCCAGGCACAACUGACGAGAGGCCUAUUGCGAUCAAGGGUAACAAGCAGGCAAUGAUGGACGUUGUUUUGUUCGUGCAAGACAAGAUUUACAAUUCCGAUAAAGCAGACGAGGAAAGGAAGAAAAUUGUAAAAUUAGUGGUUCCAGAUACAUCAGCCGGCCGAAUCAUUGGUAGGGGUGGUGAAACAGUCAAGCGGCUGAGAUCCUCGUGGGGUGUUGACUUGUCACCGACUGGUAAAGGUGAAACUCCUGACGACUUAGACGAGAGAAUUGUCAGUAUUGACGGGGAAUGGGACAAUGUCGUCGGUUGCCUUGACGAAAUUCUUGACAUGAUUGUGAACGACCCAAAAUCCCUCAUGGAACUUGAAAUAGACUAUUCACAGUGGGCAGAUUUUGAACCAAAACCAGUUGAAAAGCGACCUAAACCAGAAGGCGCACCUCGAGGUUCAAGGGGGAGGGGCAGAGGAGGUCCUCCUCGGGGGAUGAUGCGAGGACGUGGUGGGCCACCUAGAGGUGGUUAUGGACCUCCACGUGGAGGAGGGUAUGGACCCCCACGUGGAUAUGGACCCCCUCGAGGUGGUCCAAGGGGUCGAGGAGGUUAUAGUGGUGGUUACGGGGGUGACUACGGUGGUUAUGGUGGAUAUGGUGGUCAUGGUGGAUAUUAUGACAGAUACAAUGAUUACAGUUGCACGUGGCUUGUCUAUGUCUCGGGCUGGUUGUGUACUAGACUUGCCUGCCUAGGUCCCUCUAAUCCUCUAUUUCUUAGCAUUAGCAGCAUCAUGGGUGAUCGCGAUCGUAAGCGAGGUCCUGACUCCGACCAUGGCCCACGAAAAGAAAUGCGCUCUGGGACCAUCAUUAAAAUGCUUUGUCCUUUCUAUAGUGCUGGCGCCAUCAUAGGUGACGGUGGCAAAGAAAUCAAGAGCAUUAAAGAAAAUAUGGGCAUUAACAUCCAGGUAUCUAAAAAAGAAGUAAGAUUCCCAGGUACUGACGAAAGGGUGGUUACUUUGCAGGGAGAAUGCGAGACCAUCAAGAAAGUCGUGAAGCACAUCCAAGAUCUGAUCAGGAACGACAAGCCUCCUCCAAGUGCCAAAUCAGUAGAUGUGGAGGGAAACGAGAAGAGGAAACGAGCUCUGAAGCUGGUAGUUGCUGAUACCUCCGCUGGAAGAAUCAUCGGUAAAGGUGGGGAGACGAUCAAAGCGUUGAAAGAGAGAUAUGCUGUAGCAGUGAACACGUCCAAAAAAGGAGACACACCUCCAGGGUUAGACGAGAGGAUCGUAUCAGUGGAGGGAGAUCAUGAGGAGGUUGACAACUGUGUGAGUGAGAUGGUUGAGACCAUCUGCGGAGACAGACAAGCUAGGAUGCUCUGGUUUGUGGACUACAACAAUAUUGGAGGCGGUUAUGAUGAUGGAUAUGGCCGAGGAAGCAGUGGUGGUGGUGGUGGUGGUGGUGGUGGAUACGACGGAGGAAGAUCGUCUUAUGGUUCCGGUUCAUAUGGCGGCUCCGGGGGAGGGGGCGGUUAUGGAGGUUAUGGUGGAUCCAGAGGCAGCUAUGGGAGCAGUGGCGGAUAUGGCGGAGGCAGCGGAUAUGGAGGUUAUGGAGGUGACAGCGGCUAUGGUUCUCGUAGUUAUGAUGAUCGUGGUUAUAGUGGCGGCUAUGGGGCACCUCAGGAGGGCUACAACGCCCCCGGAAGUAGAUACGGCUCAGGCAGCUACGGAAGAAGAUAGAUUUAAUGAUUUCAAGUAUUAUCUCAGCCAGAACUAUUUUAACCGUAAUGCCUUUUCAC
Messenger RNA from Bolinopsis microptera, 1973 nucleotides. Its product is annotated as heterogeneous nuclear ribonucleoprotein K-like. Gene Ontology annotation, molecular function: RNA binding. The transcript has 3 exons. NCBI's taxonomy places the organism in Eukaryota, Metazoa, Ctenophora, Tentaculata, Lobata, Bolinopsidae. Bases 1 to 1914 code for a protein of 637 amino acids. The record is from RefSeq and is a predicted model, not a curated record.